AUGGCUAAACCCUCCGCCGGCCUGCUCACCCCGCGCCCCUCCGCGUUCCGCCCCCCCUCCUCCUGCCCCACCACCCGCAGCUCCGUGGGCUCCACCUCCUCCUCGUCGGCCAACGCCGCCGCAUCGAAGCUCCCCGCCCCCGCCGCCAACCCCCGCGAGUUCGCCUCCAACGCCAAGGUGGUGGCAAAGUGCCUGGCCUACGACGAUGACGACAUCACCCUCGCUGCCGCCGCCGCCGCACAGGAGGACGACCUGGGGCCGCUCCUCGAUCUGCCUGACCCCGACGUCUCCGUCGACACCUCCGCUGCUCCUGAUGACGCGCUGACAGCUUCCUCCGACUCCUGUGUCACCGAGGUGCCAGCGCUCGCGGACUCCAUCAUUGACAGCGAGGCGCCGCUCCCGGUGGAGUUCAGCGUCGUUCUGGCCGAGCUGCACGGCGCCAGUGGCCUCAGCCCGCGCUCCAAGCGCCUCCUCGCCGCGCUCACCGAGGCCGCCGCCUUCGAGCUCGCCCCCUCGGCCACCGCCCGUCGCCUUCGCCGCGCCGCCUUCUGGGGCAAGGUGCGCGUGGCGGUCCUCGCCGGGACACUCGCAGCCGUGGUCGCCGUCGACAUGGCGCUCGCCGCCUACCUCUACGCGCGCCGCGCGAACGACCGGUACCACGUCCUGCCCCCCACCUGAUCGACCGCCGCCAAUUCUGCUGCUUCUGUCACGUUUGCCCUGCCGUGUCUGGUUGCAGUACAAUUAGCUGCAGGAGUACGUUGCUAAUGUGUUCUGUUCAAGUGUUAUUUGCUGUGGUUAUAACCUGUCAUGGUGUUUAACUUAGAUAAGCAGAUCUAGAAACGAGGAGGUGAAUGAAUGCUGUGGUUCGCCAGUUAACUGUAUGGAGGUGAUCAUUGUUCUGCAUCAUCACCUUGUCAGGUUACUGCUAGUUAGUCUGCAUGUGUUCCUGUGCUGUUCUUAUCCCUGUCCUGCACCAGCACCAAAUCACGCAACGCUCUGAAUCUUUUUUU
Panicum hallii is the source of this 1010-nucleotide messenger RNA. RefSeq lists its product as uncharacterized. The record is from RefSeq and is a predicted model, not a curated record. Lineage: Eukaryota; Viridiplantae; Streptophyta; Magnoliopsida; Poales; Poaceae. The coding region runs from base 1 to 678 and encodes 225 amino acids. The transcript is spliced from 3 exons.